This is a messenger RNA of Lingula anatina, 1009 nucleotides long. Its product is annotated as small lysine-rich protein 1-like. The record is from RefSeq and is a predicted model, not a curated record. Lineage: Eukaryota; Metazoa; Brachiopoda; Lingulata; Lingulida; Lingulidae.
GUUUUCAUGACACAGGGUAGGCAGACUUGCUAAACCUUUAUCCUGGUUUUAAGAGGUCAUCUGGGGAAGGAAAAUGCCUCAGUCUCCUGUCAGUGCCAAACGACUACCCAGAAACAAGAGUGGGAAAAAAGGUGGGAAGAAGAGUGGGAAAAAGAGUGGGAAGAAAUCUGCGUCAGCAGUGAAGGAAAAUGUAGACAUUAUGAGCGAAGCUGCCAUGAAAAACUUGUACUACAUAGCACAUGGGCCCGUGGAAGCCCUAGAAAUGAGGGGUUUUGGUUGGGAGGGUGCACCCAAGAAAAAAGGAAAGAAAGGCAAGAAAAAGAAGAAAUAGCAUCUAGACAUGUACCUGAUUUUGUUUAUUUAUUCUGUCCAUUGUGUAUGUACAUGUAGUCUUUGGAACAGGGCAGUAGGAAAGUGAAAGAAGACGAGGAGAAGAGGACAGGUGUAGUGAGAUACAGCUCUGUGACAUAAAAAACAGAACUUCAUAAAGCAAAAUUCAGCCUAAAUUUUUAUCUGUGUUUCAUGACAAUCAAUAUUUGCCUCUUAUUGAUAAGAGAAUGUUCUGGUGCUGCCAUGCAGUCAGAGGAAAAAACCCAGUGUGACAGACAUGACAGGAUGACAAAUUGACAUACAAGACCUACGUAGUCUCUGUAAUGUUGUUUUUAUUACAUGAUGAUCCAGGUCAGCUUUUGGACAAAACUGGAUAAAAAUAUAUUUUUAAAGACUGGAUAAAAUUCCUCUGAACGUUAAUUAAGGCACAUUGCAGUGUUUUCACAAGAGCUAACCACAAUUUUAUUCUAGUUUGAACAUGGCUGUAUGACUGAUGUCAGUGCUAUAUCAACCUGAUUGUGCCUUGGCAAACUGCUGAUAUUUAACAGGGUUUCGAUUCAUUUAUGUAUGCAUACGUACUGAGCACCUAAAUGGAAUGUACAUGGAGUAUAUAUGGCGUGGGUUUGCAACAGUUGUGCAUUACUUUAUGAAAGGAUUUUAAUUUACACUUGUUUAAUCA